Molecule: messenger RNA, 7343 nt
Organism: Astyanax mexicanus (Mexican tetra)
Lineage: Eukaryota; Metazoa; Chordata; Actinopteri; Characiformes; Acestrorhamphidae
Gene: eps15
Product: epidermal growth factor receptor pathway substrate 15
Exons: 25
Coding region: 70-3258 (1062 amino acids)
Biological process (GO): endocytosis; endosomal transport
Cellular component (GO): clathrin coat of coated pit; cytoplasm; plasma membrane
Molecular function (GO): cadherin binding; calcium ion binding
Source: RefSeq, a predicted model, not a curated record
CCAGCCUCCCUAUAUUGCCCCAUUGCCUAUCGCAGCGCAGGGUGAUGGACUAGUGGGAACAGAAACAUUAUGGCUGCCAGUCUCUCCCUGACUCAGCUUUCAAGUGGGAACCCUGUCUACGACAAGUACUAUCGGCAGGUGGAUCCAUCUGGCAGUGGGCGGGUAGCAGCAGCAGACGCAGCCUUGUUCUUGAAAAGAUCUGGCCUUUCAGACCUGGUCCUGGGCAAGAUUUGGGACUUGGCAGAUUCUGAACGCAAAGGCUUCCUGAACAAACAGCAAUUUUUUGUGUCUCUGCGAUUGGUGGCCUGCGCUCAGAAUGGCUUGGAAGUCUCACCCAAAAGCCUUAAUGCGACUGUGCCUCCACCAAAGUUUCAGGACACCAGCAGUCCAUUCCAGCCUGGAGCCGUUCCUGUCGACAGCCCCUGGGUGGUCAAGCCGGACGAGAAGCUGAAAUAUGAUGCCAUCUUCGACAGUCUCUCGCCGGUGGGUGGCAUGCUUACAGGAGACAAGGUCAAACCGGUGCUGCUCAACUCCAACCUCCCCUUCGACAUCCUGGGCAGGGUCUGGGAGCUUAGUGAUAUAGACAGAGAUGGAAUGCUGGACAAAGAUGAGUUUGCAGUGGCCAUGUAUCUGGUGUAUAAGGCACUUGAGAAUCAGCCUGUGCCUAUGACUCUUCCUCCCUCACUGGUUCCACCAUCAAAGAGGAAAAAGAUCAGCCCUGCUCCUGAGAUGCCCCUCCUCCCUUCACCGCCUCCGUCCAUCAAAGAAAGAAGUUCAGCUCAGUCUGGGUCCAAAACGUUACCAGCAAAGCCCACGCAACCACAGUGGGUGGUAUCUCCUGCAGAUAAAGCUAAGUAUGAUGAGCUGUUCAUUAAGACAGACAGUGAUAUGGACGGCUUGGUGUCGGGUCCAGAGGUGCGGGACAUCUUCCUAAAAACGGGACUGCCCUCCGCCACACUCGCACGCAUAUGGGAGCUGUGUGAUAUUGGGGACAUUGGGAAACUGACCAGAGAGCAGUUUGCUUUGGCUCUCCAUCUAAUCAAUCAGAAGCUCUCCAAAGGCACUGACCCUCCCCAGAAUCUCACUCCAGAGAUGAUCCCACCCUCCGAUAGACUGGCGCGACAGAAUAACGCUUUGACCUGUCAGGCCGCUGACUUCUCUGCCAUCAAGGAGUUGGACUCCCUCAGCAAUGAGAUCAUGGACCUGCAGAAGGAGAAGAGCUCUGUGGAGCAGGAGAUCAAAGACAAGGAGGAGAGCAUCAGGCAGAGGACCAGUGAGGUUCAGGACCUGCAGGAUGAGGUGCAGAAGGAGAGCGAGGAGUUGCGGAUCCUGCAGAUGGAGAGGCAGGAGGUGCAGGAAGCGCUGGAGAGGCUGGAUGAGCAGAAGUUGUUUCUGGAGGAGCAGCUGAAGCUCAUACGACAGCAGUGCAGUCAGGAGAACCAGCUGAUCCAGUCCCUGCAGGCGGAGCACAGUGAGCAGGAGCAGAGGAUUGGGGAGUAUGAGGAGGAGCUGGUGAGGGCCAGAGAGGAGCUGCUGCAGCUGCAGAAGGAGACGCGCAAUCUGGGAGAGAAAGUUUGCUCGGCUCGGGCUCAGCUCUGCCCCCUGCAGGACGCCGUCACAGAGUCACACACACAGAUAGCUCAGAUGCAGGAACAGCUGGCCGAGCUGAAGACAGAAGAGCGAGAAGUGACAGCCCAGCUCACCUGGAAAGUCCUGGAGGAAGAGCCCGCUCUGGUUAACGGAACAGCGCCCCCUGCUGAACAGCCCAAACUGCUGCAGUGGCCACAGUUCACGGAACAGCCCGUCGCUAAGCCGAAAGCCGAGGAGGAGGAAGAGGAGGAUGAGGAGGAGAAGAGCCCACAGGAUGAGCCUCAGGAGCUGAAGGUCACUGAAGAGCAGCCUGAUGAAGAGUUGGCGGAGGUCCCCUCCAGUCCGGAGGAGCUGGAGCUGAAGACGGACCCUCUGGAGAACCUGUACACCAGCAUGCUGUCCUCAACCGGCACCAUCAGCACCGCCUGGCCUCAGAGUGAGACGGAAAACACCAGCUCUCCUGUACCCGUCGUAUUGGAGGUAAAGGAAGCAGAAGAGGAGGCAAAGCAGCAGCCAACCAUCAGCACUACCAAGGUGGAGUCUCCGGCCCCGGAGCUGAAGGAGGAGCCGUCUCAGCCUGUAAUCGCCCGUCCUGGCAGCCCCUCCACUGCUGCUGGCAUAGAUUUCUUCCAGUCUGACCCCUUUACUGACAGUGAUCCUUUUAAAGAUGACGACCCCUUCUCUAAAGUAGAUGUUUCAGAUCCUUUCGGCGGUGAUCCUUUUAAAGGCUCAGAUCCGUUCGCCACGGACUCGUUCUUCAAACAGUCUUCCUCAGCCGCGUUUCCCUCAGGAGACCCCUUCUCCUCCUCAGACCCCUUCAGCUCCAGCACAGUUUCUGCUGAACCGGACCUGUUCUCCUCCCAGCUCAACAACUCCGCAGGUUCUGAUCCCUUCUCUUCCAGAGUUGAAGCUACAGCAGUAGCGGACCCUUUUACCUCCAGCAGUGAAAACGCUUCAUUCACAACCAAGACUGAGACCGAGUCGGACCCUUUCAGUUCAGUGGCUGCAGCCGGAGACGACCCGUUCAGUGCGUCGGAUCCACCGGCGAAAAACGUGCCAGCAGCAGCUAAUGACCCUUUUGCUCCUGGAGGAACAACAGUGAAUGCAGAUUCAGAUCCAGAUCCGUUUGCUACAGUAUUUGGUAACGAGUCGUUUGGAAACGAGUCGUUUGGAGGAGGAUUUGCAGAUUUUAGCAGCCUGGCAAAGUCUAACGGUACAGAUCCUUUCGCCUCGUCAAACACGAAUAGUAAAAAUUUAUUUAAGGAGGAGAAUCAGUCAGAUGUUCCUCCUGCAUUACCUCCCAAAACUGGGACCCCUACCAGACCACCCCCUCCUCCACCAGGAAAGCGGUCGAACAUCUACCGGUCGGAGUCGUCGGAGUCGUUUCAGCGGCGCGGGCUGUUCGGCUCUCAGGGUUCCGGAGAUUUCUCCUCCCUCCCCGCUAAAGACGCCGUGCCGGACCCCUUCGCCCCCUCCACCCCCUGCCAAGCCUCGCGCGACCCAGACAGAUUUGCCACCUUUGACAAAUACCCCACAGAGGAGGACAUGAUCGAGUGGGCGAAGAGAGAGAGUGAGCGGGAGGAGAGGGAGCGUCUGGCUCGUCUGACGCAGCAGGAGCAGGAGGAUCUGGAGCUGGCCAUCGCUCUCAGCAAGUCCGAGCUCUCCUGACCACCAGGAAGAGGAGGAGGAAGAAAGAGGGGAAGAGGAGGAGAAAGAGGAGGUGGGAUGAAGAGCGCAGAGUGAAGAGCUGCAGGAACUCACGGUGCAGGGAUAGACCACAGACAGACACUCCACCACCAGUUUUAUCAGAAUCCCUCUUUUUCAGCCUAACUUUGAGUCUUACUAUCUUCAUUCAGCUGCAGCCAGAGCCGCCUCCUCCUGCAGCAGGAGUGUGGGACAUGUUGUUGUACUGUAGGGGGUGAAAAAAAGUGGUAAAAAAAAGUGGUGAAAAAGGUAAAAGACUAAAGCAUCUCCUCUCCCCACUCUGUGUGUCUGAGACUCUGAGGCCUGUUCUGUUCUGUGUGCUUUUUAAGGUAAAAUCAAGUGAAUCGAAUGGCUGCCUUAUAGAUUGGUAAUUUUAUCAGAUCCACAGUGCUAUGCACUUCAUAAUCCCAUUAUAAACACAAUUCUGCAGGCAUCUUCAUUAUUCAGGUAGUUGUAAGUUCUGAAUCUGAUGUAAAAAAAAAAAAAGCUGUUUUUAGUGGAGUGUUUGUUGAGAUUUCUCAGUGAAAAAGUGUAAACUCUUAACUAGAGAAUUUUGGAUGUGCAUAAGCGAAAACAGACCCUAGCCUUUUAACACAGCAGCUGCAAGAUGACGAGACCAACACUCUGGGAGCUUCAUCUUCUAGCUGAUGUAUGUUUAUAAUAUGGAUUUGAUGUAUUAAAGAACUUAUUGACUGGUUGCAAAGCAAAAACCUGAUAAUUGGCUUAAUAAUUUCUCUAGUUUCAGUGCAAAAGUGUAAACUCUUAACCAGAGUUAUUCUGGGUAACCCAGGAAUUCUGGGUAUUUAUAUGAUUUGUCAGCAUGUGCAUAAGCGAAAACAGACCCCCUAUUUCUUAGAUUUUUGUCAGCGUGUGCAUAAGCGAAAACAGACCCUAGCUUUUAAACACAGCAGCUGCAAGAUGACGACCAACACUUUGGGAGCUUCAUCUUCUAGCUGAUGUAUGUUUAUAAAAUUUGAUUAUUGGCUUAAUAAUUUGUCUAGUUUUCCCCAUUUUCUGAUUACCUAAGUUCAUCUAAACACAGAGAUCGCAUUUUAGCUGAGUAUUAGUUUAGAUUUCUCAGUGCAAAUGUGUAAACUCUUAGCCAGAGAAUUUUGGGUAUUUCUUUGAUUUGUCAGUGUGUGCAUAAGCGAAAAUAGACCCCAGCUUUUUACACAGCUGCUGCAAGUUUUAAUAUGUUUAUAAUAUGGAUUAAUGUGUUAAAUAACUUAUUGGCUGGUUGCAAAGUUGAAAAAAAUCAGAUUAUUGGCUUAAUAAUUUCUCUAGUUUUCCCAUUUACUUUUGUAUAAACACAAAAAUCAUAUUACUGACUUACAAACUCUGAUGUUCUGCAGUUUUAUGGUUUUAGGUUUAUAAUCGGAUUAUGAAGUGCAUAUAAACACAUUGACUGACACACAACUCCACUUCCCCCCUGCGUAUUGCAUUUAGGUUGCUAUAUAUGUUAUUUUUUUAAAGGUAAAUGAAUGAAAUGUCUAGAAAGGUUUGGAAACAUUUACACUAGAUCAGUUGACGUUGGUGACCUGAGAAGCCCAGCUGUUCUGAAUUUUAAAUGUAAUGUGAAAAGUGCUAAAAGUGAUCAAUCUGUGGUUGAACAGCAGUAAAAUGCUGAAAAUAGCAUUAAGUAACUGGAGAUAAUUGGAGAUAAUUGGUGAUCUUUCACAGUGUACAUCUGGAGAUCACCAAACACUGGGCCCCUGAUCUUCACUUUAGCUUGAUUACUUUAUUUGUAGCAUCUCAGUCCAUUAAUAAAACACUUAUAAAUACUACAGAGAAUCCAAAUUAGAGAAAAAUUAGGAAAUGCUGCGUUCCACUUGAACAGUGAUUCUUGUUGAGUUCCUGUUGAGUGUUUUUUGUUAAAUGUCUUAAAAAAUGGUCUAAAAUCAUUUGAAUGUUUAACUGGAACACUAUAAACUCCAGCUCCCGGCUCCUCUAGAUCCUACCUUACGACGUCUGAGGUCAGUGGAAUGCAGCAUAACUAUAACUCCUAAUACGAAGUGUCUUUAAAACUCAAUCAGGGCCGACCUCACAAAUAUCAGAUUAGUAUAUAAGGGUCUAAGAUACUUUUGGAAAACCAAAAAUAUCUUAAAAACUGAUGUAAGAACUUAAAAAUGACUUUUUAAAGAAAUCCUCUUACUAAUCCCCUUGCUUAUGAGAUUUUUUUUUGGUCCAUUUGGAGAUCUUGUGUUUCUCUGAAGUUCCUCUCCAGUUCCUGGAGGGUUCGAUUCAGCUCAUAUUAAAUAUAUAUUUCCCUGCUUCAGGUCUAAUUUAGCAGGGAACUCACUAACUGUGUGCUGAGCAUCAGUCCUCCGGGACUGGAAUUGAACCGUAGCACACAGGCUCUCCUGAUGGGCUUUAUUUCCCUGUUGGACGACGCUGUGAUUAGGUUUUAAAAGUAUUUGUGGGAAUGUACAGUAAUUGUACAGCAUAUACCUAACUAUAUAUUGAGUAAUUCAGUAUAUUUGUAUCUUGCACUAAUCUAUCUUAGCUAAAGUAAUACCCGUGAUGAGAUGCUAAUGAAAUAAUACACUAUAAAAAAACAAACACAUUAAUUAAAGUGGAGUUUUAAUCCCUUUUCACGUCUAGAGAAAAAGAGAAUGUGAUGAAACGUCUGCAGUAAAGUGAGGAGAAAAAUGUGGGGUUUUGUUUUGAUGCCGAAGGAAACAGAGUUUUUUCAGGUUAUACUUUUUUAGUAUUGAAGCUACAGGAAAGUUGGCUGAUAUAAGAACCUACUGUGUAAAGUUUCAACCACUAAGAUAAACUACUAGAUAUGCACCAAAAUUUAAAUAUUGGACCAAAAACAAAACCUAAGAAAAAUAAAUAAAUAAAAACAUUUGUCCAAAAAUGAAAACAAACAAAAUUAAAACGUUUGUCCAAAAAUGUAAACGUUUAGCCGAAAAUGUCUGAAAAUUGAUCCGAACAAAAUGUAAACAUUUGUCCAAAACUGGAUUAAAACAAAAUUUAAACAUUUUGCAGAAAAUGGGUCCUAAUACAUUUUAAACAUUUGGCCGAAAAUGGAUCCAAACUAAAUUUAAAUAUUUGUCCGAAAAAGGAUCCGAACAAAAUUUUAACUUUUGGCUGAAAAUGGAUCCAAAACUAAAUUCGAAACAUUUGGUCAAAAAUGGAUUCGAGUAAAAUUUAAACAUUUGUCAGAAAAUGAAUCCUAAAAAAGGUAAACAUUUGUUUGAAAAUGGAUCCGAACAACAUGUAAAUGUUUGGCUGAAAAUGUACCGAACAAAAUUUAAACAUUUAGUUGAAAAUAGAUCGAACAAAAUUUAAACAUUUGGCCGAAAAAUGGAAUCAAACAAGCUUAAAAUGUUUGGCCAAAAAUGGAUCUGAACAAAAUUUGAACAUUUGGCCGAAAAUGAAUCCAAACCAAAUUUAAAUGUUUGGCUGAAAAUGGUUUCAAACUAAAUUUAAACAUCUGCCCGAAAGCGAACAAAAAUUUCGUUUUCAUUAAUUUUGCCAAUUUUUGCACCAUUACACAAAUUAAAUAUCCUAAAUCUAUUGUUUAUUAAUUACACUAUUACACAAUUUAAUUUAAAAUGCAAUAUUUGAAGAGUAAACAUUGUAGCAUCCCAGCAAACAGGCCAACAAAAUGCAGUAGGAUUUUUUAAUGCUGGAAAUGCAUUUUGUUUUACACUGUUUCAGCCAAAUAAUUUUGGAUUCUAUAUAUUUAGUCCAUCCCUUUCAAAGUUGAAAAAGAAUAGACAUCAGUGUUGUCCAAAAAUAAAAUGAUAAAAUAUAAUAAUCCACACACAUUUCUAAAUGCUCAGUGAAUGUUUAGCAAAUUUUACUGAUGUUCAGGAUUUUUAGACGAAUGUAACGUUGUGGUCACUGAUUUUCUUUUUUCUUUUUUUUUCUGUAUUUGGUUAUUGAACAUUUCUGAAUAUCAUCAUCAUCAAGACAAAACCAUGUAUCUCCAAGAAAUUUGGUAAAUGCACAAAUAGUCCAGUAUUUCAAAUUAAAAGUACGUAGUGAAUUUUUUUUUUUUUGUUCUGUAAAGAGACUUUUAUUUUGGAGGUUUUUGUGUG